CCCCCAUUGCUAACAUCGCCCCCAUCAAUAAAACCUCCUCCUUCCUCCAAAAUCCUCCAAAAAUAAAAUAAAAAUGGCAGGAUCAAAACAAAUAAUGGGCACAUCAAUUCUUGAAAAAUCUUCAUUAAUUUCUUCCACAAAAUUAAUCAAAACAUUCCACAAUAGCAACAAAAGAAAUUGCCCUGUUUCUUCCAAAAAUAAUUUCAGAGGGAGAAGAUUAUUGUCUGUGACACCCGUUGCUGCAAUUAGCGAAGAUUAUUACUUGAUCAAGAAAUCUCAACCGUCUGAUCUGGGUUACAACAAUAAACCUGAUAAUGAUUCUGGUGAUGCUAAGAUCAAGGUUAGAGCCGUAAUUACUGUGAGGAACAAGAUUAAGGAAGAUUUAAAGGAAGCUCUUGCUAAACAUUUUGAUAAUUUCUCUGAUAAGAUUGGCAGAAAUGUUGUUCUUCAACUUGUUAGCACUGAUAUUGAUCCAAGGGCAAGAGGACCAAAGAAAAGUAGAGAAGCGGUGUUGAAAGAUUGGUCAAAGAAAUCAAAAUUGAAGGCUGAAAGAGUAAAUUACUUGACUGAAUUUGUGGUGGACUCCAACUUUGGUGUGCCAGGAGCAAUCUUAAUCACCAACAACCACCAACAAGAGUUUUUCUUAGAGAGUAUUACUAUUGAAGGUUUUGCAUGUGGCCCUGUUCACUUUCCUUGUAACUCUUGGGUUCAAUCUUUCAAAGAUCUUCAAGCCAAGAGGAUCUUUUUCCAUAAUAAGCCUUAUCUACCACACGAGACACCUGCAGGACUGAGAGCACUAAGGGAGAAGGAGCUGAAAGAAUUAAGGGGUAAUGGCAAAGAUGAGAGAAAAAUGUCAGACAGAGUUUAUGACUAUGACAUAUAUAAUGAUUUGGGAAAUCCUGAUAAAGGACCCGAAUAUGCCCGCCCUAUUCUUGGUGGUGAAAAUAUUCCAUAUCCUAGACGCUGUCGUACUGGCAGACCUCCUAUGGAAACUGAUAUCAACUUUGAGAGCCGUGUGGAGAAGCCGUUACCAAUAUAUGUUCCUAGGGACGAACAAUUCGAGGAGUCAAAGGCAGGAACAUUCUCUUUCUGCAGGCUAAAAGCAGUUCUUCACAACUUGCUACCAUCUUUAACAACCAACAUCUCCUCUAAGCAUGAUUUCACCGGGUUCAAGCACCUUGAUAGCCUUUUCAGUGAGGGCUUGCUUCUUAACCUUGGUUUGCAUGACGAACUUGUUAAAAAGCUGCCACAAGUUGUUCACAAAAUUCAAUCCACGAGUCAAGGCUUACUCAAAUUCGACACUCCAGUCAUUAUUUCUAAGGAUAAGUUGGCGUGGAUGCGAGAUGAUGAAUUUGCUCGACAAUUUUUAGCCGGUGUUAACCCUGCUAGCAUUGAGAGGAUGCAGUCGUUUCCCCCAAUAAGCAACCUCGACACAGAAACUUAUGGUCCGGUAGAAUCUGCCCUUAAAGAAGAGCAUAUUAUCGGAUACUUAGAUGGAAUGUCAGUUCAACAGGCUUUGGAUGCAAACAGGCUAUUCAUUGUGGACUACCAUGACACAUUCCUGCCCUUCCUGGAGCGACUGAAUGCUCUGGAUGGCCGAAAAUGUUAUGCAACUAGAACUGUGUUCUUCUUAACCGCACUUGGCACCCUUAAGCCUAUCGCCAUUGAGCUAAGUUUGCCACCAUCUGGUCCUAACUCAAUGUCAAAAAGGGUUGUGAGUCCUCCGGUUGAUGCCACUACUAACUGGAUUUGGCAGCUCGCUAAGGCUCAUGUUUGUGCCAAUGAUGCAGGUGUUCACCAACUCGUUCAUCACUGGCUGAGGACACAUGCAGCACUGGAGCCAUUCAUCCUGGCAGCCCACAGACAGUUGAGUUAUAUGCAUCCUAUUUACAAGCUGUUGGAGCCACAUAUGAGAUACACUUUGCAUAUUAAUGCUCUAGCUCGCCAAAACUUGAUUAACGGGGAUGGUGUUAUUGAGGCUUGUUUCGUCCCUGGACGCUAUAGCAUGGAUAUGAGUGCGGCUGCCUACAAGAAUUGGCGCUUUGAUUUGGAAGGCCUCCCUUUUGAUCUUGUCCGAAGAGGAAUGGCAGUACCAGAUAGCACACAACCACAAGGAAUACGACUUUUGCUGGAGGACUAUCCAUAUGCAGCUGAUGGUUUACUACUUUGGGAAGCCAUUGAGAAUUGGAUUCGAGGUUACGUUACCCAUUACUACAAGGACCCCAACCUAGUAGCCGAUGACAGGGAACUUCAAGCCUGGUACUACGAGGCUGUGAACGUGGGUCAUGCUGAUAUACGCGAUGCAAGCUGGUGGCCAGAACUGAACAACACAGAUGACCUCGUCAGAAUCCUCACUACACUAGUAUGGUUAGGGUCUGCCCAACAUGCCUCUCUAAAUUUCGGCCAGUACCCUUAUGGAGGGUACAUUCCAAACCGGCCUGUUUUAAUGCGGCGUUUAAUCCCUGACGAGAAUGAUCCCGAGUAUGCAAACUUCAUGUCAGACCCUCAGAGGUUCUACCUGUCUGCCAUCCCUAGUGUUUUACAGACGAGUAAGUUUAUCGCUGUGAUUGACACCCUGUCUACCCACUCUCCUGAUGAGGAGUACCUUGGGGAGCGAGCUCAACCCUCCACGUGGACUGGGGACCCUGUAAUAGUCGAGAAGUUCUUCGAGUUCUCAUCGGAAAUGAGAAGGAUAGAGAAAGAGAUUGAUCGGAGGAACUCUGAUCCUAGUCUUCGGAAUAGGUGUGGUGCUGGGGUUAUACCUUAUGAGCUAAUGGCACCCAGCUCUGAGCCUGGUGUUACUUGUAGAGGAGUGCCUAAUAGUAUAACUAUUUAAGGACUAAAUAAAUAAAAUCAUGAUUUUCUUUUAUUAUUAGGACUUCAACCCGAAUUUAGUGGUUGAAAUCUGGUUAAGUAAUGCUAAGUGUAUUUACUAUUUAGAGAGUCAGUCGACUGUAUCGUCUAUAAUGUAAUAUGCUAAUGGGGUUAGACAAGGUUUAGAUGAGUAUGAAUAUAUGAUUUUGUAUAAACUAAAAUAACUAGAAUUUAAUCACCUUCUCUUGUAUAUGAAAACUAGUUUCUGUA
This is a messenger RNA of Spinacia oleracea (spinach), 3084 nucleotides long. RefSeq names its product linoleate 13S-lipoxygenase 3-1, chloroplastic. Gene Ontology annotation, molecular function: metal ion binding; oxidoreductase activity, acting on single donors with incorporation of molecular oxygen, incorporation of two atoms of oxygen; protein binding. Lineage: Eukaryota; Viridiplantae; Streptophyta; Magnoliopsida; Caryophyllales; Amaranthaceae. The record is from RefSeq and is a predicted model, not a curated record. The transcript has 8 exons. The coding region runs from base 74 to 2836 and encodes 920 amino acids. Gene Ontology annotation, biological process: lipid oxidation.